Molecule: messenger RNA, 294 nt
Organism: Emiliania huxleyi CCMP1516
Lineage: Eukaryota; Haptophyta; Isochrysidales; Noelaerhabdaceae
Exons: 3
Coding region: 1-294 (97 amino acids)
Source: RefSeq, a predicted model, not a curated record
AUGUUCUAUCGCCCGGGUGUCGGGCUGUCUGCAUACAGACGUCUCGUCGCCGUGGCCGACGCAUGGCUGGUCCGACGUGUGGAGGAGUUUGACCUCAGCCAGGCCGUCGGUGUCGGCGGGCUGACGGCGGCCGCCGGAAUCGCGAUUCGCUCUGCCAGCUGCCAGCAGCCUCAGGAAGCGGCAGCGUGGGAAGCAAAGCAGAUGGAGGCGGCGCGGCAUGCCAAGGAGCUGCUGCUGGCGGAGGUUGAGCGGCUAAGCUCAACGAGGAGUGCUGUGCAGUUAGAGAGCUCGUAG